Molecule: messenger RNA, 3382 nt
Organism: Pyrus x bretschneideri (Chinese white pear)
Lineage: Eukaryota; Viridiplantae; Streptophyta; Magnoliopsida; Rosales; Rosaceae
Product: disease resistance protein RPV1-like
Biological process (GO): defense response; signal transduction
Molecular function (GO): protein binding; ADP binding
Source: RefSeq, a predicted model, not a curated record
AUGGAGGGAGGGGGUCGUUGACUUACAAUCCUUAGCAUCCAUCCGAGUACUUCAGUUCUUGCAUCAAUCAUCUCUUACAGAGUUUUUUCUGCGAUCGAUCCCGUGCUUGUUAAUGGCUGCUUCUUCGUCUUCUUCUUCUUCUUCUUCAUCUGAAGGUCGUCAUUGGAAAUACGACGUCUUUCUCAAUUUUAGAGGCGAAGACACUCGUAAGAUCUUCGUUGGCCAUCUCUACAAAGCUCUGGAUCAGAAAGCAAUUAACACCUUCAUUGACGCCGAAGAGCUUCGGAAAGGCAACGACCUUUCGGAGCUCCUUACAGCUAUUAGCAACUCGAGGCUAUCGAUUGUUGUUUUUUCCGAAAACUACCCUUCUUCGACGUGGUGCUUGAAAGAACUCGUCCAGAUAAUGGAAUGCAUGGAUAUACACAAGCAGAUAGUGGUGCCUGUUUUCAACCAAGCCAAUCCAUCCAAUAUUCGUAAACUCGAGGGAAGUUUUGCAGAAGCUUUUGCUAAACAUGAACGCCAUUCUAACGUUGACGUGAAGAAGGUGCAAAGCUGGAGGUCCGCUCUUGCUAGAGCCACCGAUUUAUCCGGUUGGGAUUCGCAAAAUUAUAAGGAUGAUGCCAAGCUUAUUGAAGAUAUUGUAGAUGAUAUCUUUAACAAAUUGAUCCACGUCUCAUCAAGCAAAGAUAAUGGCUUGGUUGGAAUGGAUUACCACAUAGAUGAAAUGAAUUUACUAUUACAUCCUGGGGUGAAUGAUGUUUUCGCUGUUGGAAUAUGGGGUAUGGGAGGUAUAGGCAAAACCACCAUCGCUCGAGCUGUUUAUGAUGAAAUCGCUUGUCAAUUUGAAGCUUGCUGCUUUCUCGAAAAUGUCAAGGAAGGCUUCUCGAAAGGUGCAGUACAUAUGCAGGAAGUGCUUCUUUCUAGAAUCUUGAAGGAAAAGAUGCGGAGUUUAGGCACGUUGGAUCGAGGUUCCAAAAUGAUAAUGGAAAGGCUACGAAGGAAAAAGGUUUUCAUUGUUCUUGAUGAUGUUGACAAAUUAUCCCAAAUCGAAGACUUACUUGGAAAGCAGCAUUUUGGUGGCGGAAGUAGAAUCAUUAUAACCACUAGAGAUAUGCAAUUACUAAGUGGAGUUGAUGCUGUAUAUAAGCCCAAGAUCUUAAGUGAGCCAGAAGCUCUUGAACUCUUCAGGCAGUAUGCCUUCAGAACAAACCAACCCACAACAGAUUAUGAUCGUCUCUCGAGGCUUGCCCUACAACAUGCUCAUGGUGUGCCUUUAGCACUCAAAAUCUUGGGAGCUUUGCUUGAUAACAGAAGUGUACAGGAGUGGGAAGAUGUGUUGAAGAAAACAAAGAAAACUCAGCUCAUGGGAAUUCAGGAUGUUCUUAGAAAGAGCUUUGAUGGGCUAGACGAUUCAGAGAAGGACAUAUUUCUAGAUAUUGCAUGUUUCUUUAAAGGGAUGGAGAAAGACUAUGUAACUAAAAUUCUUGAUAGCUGUGGCUUAUCCCCUAGUGGAUUAGAAGUACUAGUUAACAGAACUCUCAUCACUAUCGCAGAUUACGAUACACUUGAGAUGCAUGAUUUACUGCAGGGAAUGGGGUGGGAAAUAGUCCACCAAGAAUCUAAUAAAGAGUCUGGAAGACGAAGUAGGUUAUGGAUUUAUGAAGAUGUUCAUCGUGCAUUAACUCAAAAUACGGCUACAGAAGCAGUUGAAAGCAUAACCCUCGACUUGGCCAAUUCAGGAGAGGUAUACUUCGAAACUGAAGCUUUUGUUAGAAUGAAAAAACUAAGACUUCUCAAGAUCCAUUGUAGCCGAUCCAUGGUAUACGCAUCAUGGGAGGAUCUAUCCCAUCCAAAUGAUGACUGUAAACAACACAUGAGUGGGGAUUUAAAAUUUCUCUCUCAUGAGUUGAGGUGUCUACUCUGGCAUGGGUGCCCCCUAAAGUCCUUGCCAUCCAAUUUCCACCCCAAGAAUCUUAUUGAUCUUGAAAUGCCUUAUAGCCAGAUUGAACAACUUUGGGAAGGAACCGAGCAUCUGGAAAUGUUGGAAUUCAUCAAUUUAAGACAUUCUCAAUACCUUAACAAAACCCCCGAUAUCACUGAAGCAAAAAAUCUUGAGAUUCUAAAUCUCGAAGGUUGUACAAGUUUAACUGAAGUCCACCCAUCAAUUUCAGAUCUUGAGAAACUUGUUUUUUUGAGUCUAAAAGGAUGUAAAGAACUUAAGAUUCUUUCAAGCAGAAUUCACAUGAAAUCUCUUAAAACCCUUGUUCUUUCUGGCUGCUCAAAUCUUGUUAAGUUUCCAGAGAUUUCAGGAAGUAUGCAGGAGCUAUCAGAACUUUAUCUAGAUCGGACUGCAAUUGAAGAACUUCCCUCAUCGAUCAGAAUUCUUACGGGGCUUGUUACUUUGAACCUAAAUCGUUGCAGAGAACUUAAGAGUCUUCCAAGCAGCAUUUGUCAACUCAAGUCCCUUGGAUAUCUUACUCUAUCUGGUUGUCCAAGACUUAAGGAGUUCCCAGAAAUUGAAGAAGAUAUGGAAGGAUUAAGAGAGCUUCAUUUGGAUGGAACAUCUAUCACACGGAUUUUCCCAUCAAUUGAACGGCUUCGGGGGCUUGUGAUACUAAAUUUGAAAAACUGCAAAAGCAUCGUCUGUCUUCCAGACUGUAUCUGUAAUUUGGCAUACCUUACCCGUCUCACAGUCUCUGGGUGCUCAAGGCUUUAUCACUUGCCUGAGGACUUAGGAAAUGUAGGAUCCUUGAGGGACAUUGAUGUAAAGGGAAGUAGUUUACGUCAACCAUUCUCUAUGUCAAGUAGGCUUUUGCCUCCAAUAUUAUUAUUUCCUGGAUGGAAGAAAAUGAAGGCACCAUUUCUAUUUAUAAAACCAUCAAUAUGUGUUGGUGAAUACUAUAAAAAUUUGAGACAGCUUGAUUUAAGUGACUGCAAACUGUUGAGACUACCGGAUGUUAUUUCUGUUCUCUCCCAAUUGGUCACACUAAUACUUUGCAGAAACAAUUUUGAGAGCUUACCUGCAACUCUAGAUCGACUUCAUUGUUUAAGACAUCUCAAAGUAGAAGCUUGCAGGAGACUGAAAUCAAUACCACAGCUUUCAUCGAGUAUAAAGGACGUAGAUGCGCAUGAUUGCACUGCUUUGGAAACAGUUUCAACCCCAAACCCGCAUGAUUGCACUGCUUUGGAAACAGUUUCAACACCAAAGCCUCAUAAUAUGAAUCUUUACUUCACAUUUUCCAAUUGCCUACAGAAGAAAUCCAUUCAGGAAUAUUGUGGAAACUCUCUCUCAUCAUCAGGUCUCUCUCUCUCUCUCUCUCUCUCUCUCUCUCACAUAUGUACACAAGUUGAACACAAAUUAAGUCAACCGUUGUUUUGUACU